UAAAAUGCUUAGAAUCCAAAACCAUUUUUGCUAAAAGUAGUUUCAGUCAUUUUAAAAAACGCUUCCAAAUGAGUUCGUAUUUUUGAGGAAAUUUUCCGAUCAAAUGCAAUUUCGUCACCCUGUACAGAAGUUUGUUUUAGUAGGACUCAAAUGAAGUUUAGACUUCAAACUUUGAGUAAACAUACAAAAAUGAAACAUGUCACACCAAACCUUUGGACACAAUUCAUUGCAAAAUUUCCAGAUUGCAACCAUUCGGGAUAUAUUUUAUUUUUCUCUCAUCACGUGAGUUAUAGUCAGUUGGACGAGUUGCCACCUCACCAAUGUGGGUGCGCAACAGUGUAUCGAUGAUCCCAAAUGACGCCACGUGCGGAGUCGAACCAUAUCGCCAGCUCAGAAAUUGACCAUGUCUCUGGUUAGAAAAACCAAAUGUAAACACGAACAAAUCUCUCUGUUGCUUUUGCAGGGCUCCAAAAUUCAGGCCCCAAGAGAAAGGGGAAGCAAAAACAACGUACGUUAAUUUUCCAUUAUUUUUUUUUCUAUCUGUGCAAAAUUCAGAUCAAUUACAAUGUUUUCUUUGGCAUGAUCUGAUUGUUUGUUUCUGUUUUUCCAAUUUCAUGUUAAUUGUCCCCCCUUUUCUCUGGUAAUAUAUACCAAUGCCUUGUGCACAUGAGGUGGUACAUUUUCUUCUAGGGCUACGGUUUUGUUCUUCCUCGUUUAGCCUCUGCACUUCUCCGGCAAUUGCAUAAAAAGUUUUACAAUAUUCAAUUUAGAGUGCAUAUGGUUAAAUCACUAUCUUGUAAUACGCUUGUAAUGCGUCGAUAAUCUGUUGUUGUAUGGACAAAUUUUGCGUUCAUCGGUAUCUUUUAGCCGGGUUUUGCAUACUUCAUCAUGAUAUAAAUCGUACGAUACCCGCUUUAAUUAUCAAAUAUAGGUUGUCUUGUGAUCAAAGUCUAAACUUUCAAGUGCAAAUGUGGCAAUCCUUUGAAAUAACAUGUUUGGUUUGGGACUUGUUGCUGGAAAUAGGAGAAGAAAAUAUGGGGCGUGGAGUCAGCUGCGGUGGUGGAAAAAGCUCUUUGGGGUAUUUGUUUGGAGGUGGAGAGACUGCCACUGCUAACAAAACCCCAAAAACAACUAACAGCACACCACCACCACCUCAGAAUGCUAGCCCAGUUCCAGCUCCUGCUUCGUCACCGAGCGGUAAGCAGCUUCCAGCGGGAAUUCACAGCAAGCCUACGAACAAUUACCUCCGAGUUGAUGGCCAGAACUGCGGAAAUUUCAUCACGGAUCGUCCAUCGACCAAGGUUCACGCUGCUCCCGGCGGCGGAUCAUCCCUUGGCUACUUGUUUGGUGGUGGGAGUGGGAACUGAAACUUGCUUAUAAAGAAAUCAUCACAUCAGCAACUGAAUUACAGCACUGAUAGUAUACACAAUUAUAUACAUAUAU
Pyrus x bretschneideri (Chinese white pear) is the source of this 1443-nucleotide messenger RNA. RefSeq names its product protein SPIRAL1-like 3. Gene Ontology annotation, cellular component: cortical microtubule, transverse to long axis. The record is from RefSeq and is a predicted model, not a curated record. Bases 834 to 1367 code for a protein of 177 amino acids. Lineage: Eukaryota; Viridiplantae; Streptophyta; Magnoliopsida; Rosales; Rosaceae. The transcript is spliced from 2 exons. Gene Ontology annotation, biological process: cortical microtubule organization.